Molecule: messenger RNA, 1908 nt
Organism: Melitaea cinxia (Glanville fritillary)
Lineage: Eukaryota; Metazoa; Arthropoda; Insecta; Lepidoptera; Nymphalidae
Gene: Su(H)
Product: suppressor of hairless protein
Exons: 4
Coding region: 1-1491 (496 amino acids)
Biological process (GO): regulation of transcription by RNA polymerase II
Cellular component (GO): nucleus
Molecular function (GO): DNA-binding transcription activator activity, RNA polymerase II-specific; RNA polymerase II cis-regulatory region sequence-specific DNA binding
Source: RefSeq, a predicted model, not a curated record
AUGCCUCACCAGUACGGCGCGGGCGCGGGCGGCAUGGGCGGGGGUCCGCCGUCGCCGCCGCCGCAGCACGGCGCGCUGUACCCGCGCUACGCCGCCGCCGCGGGCCCCGGCGCCGGCGCCUACCGCCCCGAGGAGCGCCGACUGACACGCGAAGCCAUGGAGAGAUACCUACGCGAUCGCUCUGACAUGGUCGUAGUCAUUUUACACGCUAAAGUUGCUCAAAAAUCUUACGGAAACGAGAAGCGUUUCUUCUGUCCUCCGCCUUGUAUAUAUUUAUUCGGUGAUGGCUGGCGGCUGAGGCGUGAACGGAUGUUGCGUGAGGGAGAAACAGAGCAAGCCUCUCAGCUGUGUGCGUUCAUUGGUAUCGGUAACUCGGACCAGGACAUGCAGCAACUUGACCUUAAUAAUGGCAAGCAAUAUUGUGCUGCAAAGACAUUGUACAUAUCAGAUUCAGAUAAGCGAAAACAUUUCAUGCUCUCCGUCAAAAUGUUUUAUGGUAAUGGUCAUGAUAUUGGUAUAUUUAAUAGUAAAAGAAUUAAAGUUAUAUCUAAGCCUUCAAAGAAGAAACAAUCUUUAAAGAAUGCAGAUUUGUGUAUUGCUAGUGGAACCAAGGUAGCUCUGUUCAAUAGACUGAGAUCACAGACUGUAUCAACGAGGUAUCUCCAUGUUGAAAAUGGAAAUUUUCAUGCGUCUUCAACUCAAUGGGGAGCAUUUACUAUUCAUUUGCUAGAUGACAAUGAGAGUGAGUCAGAGGAAUUUGCAGUGAGGGAUGGAUAUGUACACUAUGGCUCAACUGUAAAGCUUGUAUGCUCAGUGACGGGGAUGGCCCUACCUAGGCUCAUUAUAAGGAAGGUGGAUAAACAAAUGGCCCUGCUAGAAGCCGAUGACCCUGUGUCUCAACUGCACAAGUGUGCCUUCUACAUGAAGGACACAGAACGCAUGUACCUGUGUCUCUCGCAAGAGAGAAUCAUACAGUUCCAAGCCACUCCGUGUCCUAAGGAGCCAAAUAAAGAGAUGAUAAAUGAUGGGGCCUGUUGGACAAUCAUAUCAACAGAUAAGGCAGAGUACCAGUUUUAUGAAGGAAUGGGUCCAGUCAGAUCACCAGUGACGCCAGUUCCACUGGUUCACUCGUUGAACCUCAACGGCGGAGGCGAUGUCGCGAUGUUAGAACUAGCGGGAGAUAACUUCACGCCCUCCUUGCAAGUGUGGUUCGGUGACGUGGAGGCUGAGACUAUGUACCGCUGCGCUGAGUCGAUGCUGUGUGUUGUGCCGGAUAUAUCGCAGUUUAGGGGACAGUGGCUGUGGGUUCGACAGCCGACGCAGGUACCAGUAUCGCUAGUGAGGAACGAUGGAAUCAUAUACGCGACGGGUCUAACGUUCACGUACACGCCGGAGCCGGGUCCCCGACCGACGUGUCCGCCAGUUGAUGACGUCAUGCGACCCGAACACGCCUGGCACGAUGCACACCGCUUGCCUGACGCGCUGCAGUAGCUCCGUCACGUCAUGCGCAGCUGCAUCGCGUCACGUGCGAGUUUGUCACGUCAUGUGUUACUUCGUCACGUCACAUGCGACUGCGUCACGUCACGUGCGGAUAUGUCGCACCACGUAAAAUCGCAUUUACGUCACCUGCAUCGGCUUGACAUGUUGUUGGGUUCUGAUUUUGUUAUAAUGUUGAUGACUUUGUCGCAACAAACGCCCAGCGUAAGAUGGAAAAUUUAGAUCAAAUCUCAUUUUACGUGCAAAACGAAUAAAAGUUAGACAGUUGAAAUUAAGCUUUGAAUAAAGAUUUCCCAAGUUUAUACACAAUCAGAACCGCGGUGUCAUACAAAAGCAAUUCGUGUCAAGUCUAAGUAUGUACUCUGGGGUGCCAACGAGAUAUAAUGAAACUUUUAAUUUAUCCUAUCAAAA